Molecule: messenger RNA, 2465 nt
Organism: Ctenocephalides felis (cat flea)
Lineage: Eukaryota; Metazoa; Arthropoda; Insecta; Siphonaptera; Pulicidae
Gene: Sema2a
Product: semaphorin-2A
Exons: 14
Coding region: 127-2238 (703 amino acids)
Biological process (GO): neural crest cell migration; axon guidance; negative chemotaxis
Molecular function (GO): chemorepellent activity; semaphorin receptor binding
Source: RefSeq, a predicted model, not a curated record
AAUCGUGCCGAGUGCAUUUUUGUCACCGCGUGUGUUUGUGUUUGUGCCUCUGUGUGAUUUUAUUGAAGAUAUUAGUGGAUAAAGCAGUUAUAGUGUAGUGUGGCAGUUUUUUGCUGGACAUCGGCCAUGGAGGGCAGUUGGCUGGUACUGUGUAUCAGCUGCGCGUUGGCCGUAUUUAUGAUCCUGGACGGCGUUCUCGGGAACGAACCAGUUUCUCCAGAUCAUGUGCGAGAAUUCGAAUGCGGACUUAUGUACUACAGAACAUUCCACUUGGACAGCAAGAGGGAUGUACUCUAUGUCGGAGCAAUGGAUCGAGUAUACAGACUCAACCUCGGCAAUAUCAGCAACUCGUUUUGUGAGCGGGAUGCUUUGAAUCUGGAACCGAGCGAUGUAGCUAAAUGCGUAUCCAAAGGAAAAUCUGAGCAUUAUGAUUGUCGCAAUCAUGUUCGAGUUAUACAACCUAUUGGAGAUGGAACCCAGCUCUACAUUUGUGGAACUAACGCCCAUAAUCCAAAAGAUUGGGUUAUCUAUUCAAACCUGACACACUUAGGUAGAAAAGAGAGUCAUCCAUCAGUAACUGGUCUAGGAAUCGCAAAAUGUCCUUACGAUCCAAAUGAUAAUAGCACUGCAGUUUGGGUUGAACAUGGUAAUCCUGGCGAUCUUCCUGGUCUAUACAGUGGAACUAAUGCCGAAUUUACGAAGGCUGAUACAGUUAUAUUUCGUACUGAUCUUCACAAUCGAAUUACACGGAACAAGGACUUUCCAUUUAAAAGAACUCUGAAAUAUGACAGCAAGUGGCUCGACAAACCGAACUUCGUUGGAUCUUUUGACAUCGAUGAGUAUGUGUUUUUCUUCUUCCGAGAGACCGCUGUCGAGUACAUCAAUUGCGGCAAAUCCGUGUAUUCCCGAGUUGCCCGCGUCUGUAAGCGCGAUACCGGCGGCAAACAUAUCCUGAGUCAGAAUUGGGCCACCUACUUGAAGGCCAGGCUAAACUGCUCAAUACCUGGGGAAUUUCCAUUUUACUUCAAUGAAAUACAGAGCAUCUACAAAGUUCCUGGAGAUGAUACUAUGUUCUACGGUACAUUUACAACUUCAACAAACGGCUUGAUGGGUUCUGCCAUAUGUAGUUUCACAAUUCAGGAUAUUCAAGCUGCUUUUGCUGGUAAAUUCAAAGAGCAAGCAACGUCCAGCAGUGCUUGGCUGCCAGUUCUCAGCAAUAAAGUACCCGAGCCUCGGCCAGGAACUUGCGUGAACGAUACGGGAGCAUUACCAGAUACCGUUCUUAACUUCAUAAGGUCCCAUCCACUGAUGGAUGCAGCAGUAUCCCACGAAAAUGAAAAACCAGUAUAUUAUAAAAGAGAUUUAUUAUUCAUUAAACUCGUAGUAGAUAAAUUAAAAAUUGAUAUGCUCGGAGAAGUACUUGAAUAUACUGUGUAUUAUGCAGGCACAAAUGAUGGACGCAUUCACAAAAUAGUACAGUUUUAUAAGAAUGAUGAAUCAAUGUCUAUUCUUCUGGACGUAUUCGAUGUAACUCCUGGGGAACCUAUCCAAGCAAUGGAGAUAUCACGAAAGCACAAAGCGUUAUAUGUUGCUUCAGAUCAUAGAGUUAAACAAGUAGAUCUUGUCAUGUGCAACCGAAGAUACGAUAAUUGUCUCAGAUGUGUUCACGAUCCAUACUGUGGUUGGGAUAAGGACUCAAACUCCUGCAGACCAUAUGUACCAGGGCUUCUUCAAGACGUUUCAAACAGCACAUCAGAUGUCUGCGAUUCUAGUGUAGUUCGAAAGAAAAUGGUUGUUACAUGGGGGCAAUCAAUUCAUUUGGGAUGCUUUGUAAAAAUGCCAGAAGUUUUACAGAAACAAACUGUGACUUGGUUCCAUCACUCAAAAGAGAAAGGACGUUAUCAGAUAGUUUUCAGACCUGAUAAAUACAUUGAGACUUCGGAACACGGUCUGGUUAUUAUUGCUGUGAAUGAAGCUGAUGCCGGACGCUACGAUUGUUGGAUGGGAGGAUCUUUAUUAUGCUCUUUCAAUAUCACUGUGGAUGCUCACAGGUGUUCACCUCCUAAUAAAACUAAUGAUUAUCAAAAGAUUUAUUCUGACUGGUGUCAUGAAUUUGAAAAAUAUAAAUCAGCUAUGAAAACUUGGGAAAGAAAGCAAGCGCAAUGCACAUCUCGAUUAAAUGAAAGCAAUCAAAAUACUUAUCCAAAUGAAAUUAGGCAUCAUACACCAUUAGUCUGAUAGCUUUUGAGGCUCUCCUACUUGUUGUAUUUGUCUGUAACGCCUUUAGGAAACAUACCUGUGCCGUAUGCCCAUUGGAUUUUUACAAUUGCAUAUAAUUAACUAAUUGAUACAAUAAAUUAAUAAAACAUUAUGUCAUAAGAUAUAUUCUUAUUACAUAAUUGUGUGUAAAUAGUUUUUUUUACAUAAUUAAUAAGAGGCUUGAAUGUCUAAUCGAUUUUAUCUCA